This is a messenger RNA of Sesamum indicum (sesame), 1516 nucleotides long. Its product is annotated as ammonium transporter 1 member 3. Gene Ontology annotation, cellular component: plasma membrane. Gene Ontology annotation, biological process: ammonium homeostasis; ammonium transmembrane transport. The record is from RefSeq and is a predicted model, not a curated record. Gene Ontology annotation, molecular function: ammonium channel activity. NCBI's taxonomy places the organism in Eukaryota, Viridiplantae, Streptophyta, Magnoliopsida, Lamiales, Pedaliaceae.
CACUACUCUCCUUCCCUUUCUCCCAAAACUAUGGAACUCUCAUGGGAGUCUAGUGUCACUGAUUCCAUCAAUGCCAUUUAUCUACUCUUUUCAGCUUAUUUAGUCUUUGUCAUGCAACUAGGGUUUGCAAUGUUGUGCGCGGGCUCCGUUCGGGCCAAGAAUGCCAUGAACAUUAUGCUCACCAAUGUGGUGGACGCUGUUGUUGGUAGCCUAUCUUAUUACUUAUUCGGAUUUGCUUUCGCCUUUGGGGAAGGCCCGAAUGAGAACCCAUUCAUCGGGACGAGUUACUUUGCUUUGAAGGACGUUCCCACGAGUUCUUAUGAUUAUAGCUUCUUUCUUUACCAGUGGGCUUUUGCUAUUGCUGUUGCUGGGAUUACUAGUGGAUCCAUUGCUGAGAGGACCCAAUUUAGUGCCUAUUUGAUCUUCUCAUUUUUCUUGUCUGGGUUUGUUUACCCCAUUGUGGCUCAUUGGGUUUGGUCCUCUAGUGGGUGGUUAAGCCCGAGUUCGGGCUCAUUGUUGUUCGGGUCGGGUGCCAUUGAUUUUGCUGGGAGCGGGGUGGUUCACUUGGUGGGUGGCGUUGCCGGGCUUUGGGGCUCACUUAUAGAAGGCCCAAGAGUAGGCCGAUUCGAUGCCUUCGGAAAUCCCGUGGCAAUGCGUGGACAUAAUGCAACUUUAGUGGUUCUUGGCACAUUUUUGUUAUGGUUUGGAUGGUUUGGUUUCAAUCCUGGAUCCUUUAACAAAAUUCUUGUACCCUAUCCCAACACGACAGACCAAGGGAACUGGACUGCAAUUGGUCGGACAGCCGUCACGACCACGCUAGCCGGUUCUACUUCAGGAAUCGUCACUCUAUUUAGUCGGCGAUUACUCGUGGGCCACUGGGAUGGCCUAGACGUUUGUAACGGACUACUUGGUGGAUUUGUUGCGAUUACCUCUGGAUGCUCCGUGGUAGAACCCUGGGCUGCAAUAGUUUGUGGAUUCUUCGCUGCCUGGGUCCUCAUCGGACUCAACAUCUUGGCCCUAAAGCUCAAACUGGACGACCCACUAGAAGCGGCUCAAUUGCACGGCGGAUGUGGAGCUUGGGGCCUAAUCUUUACCGGGCUAUUCGCUAAAGAGGAAUUUGUGGUCCAAGCAUAUGAUGCGGGGCAAAUCGGGGUACACCGAUCAUACGGGCUCUUGAUGGGAGGUGGGUGGGGACUUAUAGGGGCCCAAUUAGUUGAACUUUUGGUGAUAUUGGCGUGGGUUAGCCUUACCAUGGGGCCAUUGUUUUACUUGCUUCAUUGGCUCAGAAUUUUGAGGAUAUCUCCGGAUGAGGAAGUAGCAGGGCUUGAUAUAUCCAGCCAUGGAGGUUAUGCCUACACUGCUCCUCCAGAGGAAACUGGUCCUCAAUUUUAUGCAGAAUAUAUGAGAAUGCAGAUUAAUUCAUAGUCUUCACAUUAUAUUUCUUACUUUAAAUUGUUUACAAAUUUGUAAUCCCAAUUUAUCAAUUUCGGUUGUGUGUAUAUUAUGAAUCAUCAUA